Capsaspora owczarzaki ATCC 30864 is the source of this 3093-nucleotide messenger RNA. RefSeq lists its product as hypothetical. Gene Ontology annotation, cellular component: integrator complex. NCBI's taxonomy places the organism in Eukaryota, Filasterea, Ministeriida, Capsasporidae. The transcript is spliced from 10 exons. The record is from RefSeq and is a predicted model, not a curated record. Gene Ontology annotation, biological process: snRNA 3'-end processing. The coding region runs from base 35 to 3034 and encodes 999 amino acids.
UGUUGUUCCUUUCGACCUUUCCUCAUUGUUCACCAUGAGUGGUCGCUCGGUCGACGUCGACGAAGCCAACCGACAGCUGCUCGAGCUCGACAAAGGCCUCCGCGCGACCGAUCUCGGCGAGCAGUGCGAAGCGAUCGUCGGCGUUGCGCGCGUGCUGGAAAAGUAUCCGCUGCCAGUCAUUGUGAACAGCGCGUUGCUCAAGCUUGCCGACGAGUUUCGAUCAAAAAACAACCUGAUUCGAGGACAUGUUGCCGGAGUGCUGUCGCAAUGCUCUGCGCAGCUCAAUCGCGUCAUCAAUGUGGACGAACUCGUCAUGCGCAUCUUUAUCGUGUCGCACAGCAACGACUCGGUCGCACGUUCGCUCGCACUGACCGCACUGGGUGCGCUUGCACUCAUUGCAAAGGACAAAAAGACAGUGCACAACGCAGUUCUCAACGCCCUGUCUGCAACGGACGAGAUUGAGGUGGAUGCGGCGAUCGGGGCGGCUGCUCGUUUCUGCAGCGUUUCGAGCGAGUUUGCGUCUGCGCUGUGCACGCGGAUUGGGCCAAUGUGCCGUGGACACGACACCCCUCCGCUUGUAAAGUUGCGUCUGCUGCAACUUUUGGCCCUGAUGCAUCACAGCGCACAGCUUUGCAAGGAAGCGCGAGAGACGCUGGUAGAAUUGUUGGUCGUUGCGCCAACUCGACCUUUUACAGCCGCCAUCCUCUCCACGCUGACCAGGCUAGUCCUCGCCUCUCAGGACGGCUUAAGUGAGCAGGUUGGCCUGCUCAUCCAGUUUGUUCAGAUUGAUCCACGCGAUGCGGUUCGAUGUGCCGCGUUGGACGGCCUCGCCCUGCUUGCGCAGCAAAUUCCGUAUGAUGAGGCCAUGUGGGCAUCAGAAGGGUGUCUCGAUGCGCUGACUGAGCUGGUCAGCGACGCCUCCCCGUCAGUGGCGGUGCGUGCCGUCGUUGUGCUGCGCGCGCUUGCUCGACCUCGAUGGCCGCUCUGCGCCGCUUUCCACGCCUUGUUGGCAUCGAGCAAUCCAUCAAAGCAAACAGAAGCGGCGGCCAUGCAAAUGGACACGGACAGCGCGAGCGCACGUGCUGUCGUGAGCACCAGCCCGGACGGCUCCGAUGACUCAAAGCUGGCUGCUCUGGUUGCGCUCCUGUUUCGCAUCGUCGCUCCCGCCAGCCCAGAGCAAUCCCCGCUGGCUCCCCACCCUCCGUUUGAAUUGAUUGUCGUGGUGAUUGAGCUGCUGACCAACAUUCUCGUCUCUGUGCUUCCCGGCGUGUCGGGCCAUUCGCACGAGCAAACGUGGCCGCAAGCAACUCUGCGAGCGCUCUUUCUCCACGUGGCCGCCCGAGUGUCACAGCCCGCUCAAGCGUCCCGAUUGAAGCGAUUACUGAAGUGCAGUGUCGAUUUGUGCACCACCUAUCCGCUCCAGCUUGUUUCGACGUCUCUGCAGCUUGCGCUCUUCCUCGCGCCUCACGCCUCGCCUGCCAAUCUCAGCUUGCUGCUCCAGGCAUGCACUGCCACGCUGAAAGUUCGGCACGCGCGCGCCACGACUGCUCAAAUGCACGCCUUCCUUCGCGACGCACUCGCCAAUGGCAGCGCUGCUGCGCACUUUUAUGGUCUGGCGCGGCUCUUGUUGAUUUCUUCCUCUGCUUGGCAGUUUGACACGUCCUCGGAAGUGCGCUCAGAUAUUACUGCCACCAUCCUGCAACAUCUUCCCGAAGACUCUAGCGCAAACAUGUGGCCAUUCUACGUUCUUGCGAAAGCCGCUCUCCAAAAUGGCCACUUUGAGCUCAGCAGCGCGCUUCUGCCUCGACUUUUAGAACGCACCGCUUCGGAACAUACUGCAUUGUGGAUUUCAGGUUUGCUCGAACUUUCGGCGAGUGAGAGUUUGAUUGCCAACGCCAGCUCGUUGCCCGAUACGGGCAGUUCGCAGACACAGCAACUAUCGCAGGCACUCGCGAGUUUGCGACAAGCGGCUGCCAAAUUCACGGCUGCUUCAUCUCCAAAGUUCUCAUGGUCGCUCCAACUACAACUCUUGCAAUUGCGCAUCACCCAUGUCGAAAUUUUCUCCAGCAUUGCCUCGCUAUUACGACGCACGCAGCUGUGCGUUGAAGCCGAGAAGCUCUCGGCCUCGGUCGCCCACUCUGUUGUCGCGACUCAGACUGCACUCGUCAACCUUGAGAAUGCCUACGAGCGGCUCUGCCGCACGGCGAUUGAUAUGGAUGCACAGUCGUUGAGCAUAAUUUCGACACAGACCGCGUUGUGUGCCAUUCUUCGGCAAGCACUCGGAUCGCUUCAAGCGAGCGGUGGCUGCGAAACAGACAUGGAGACCAACCAGCCGCCGUCGCGAGAUUCGACGGAAGUCUAUUCGAUUGUCGACUCUGCUGUCGCACAACUUCCUGCUGCUACGGACUCAUUGGGCGAGCGUCUCGAAGCAGUCACAGAAAUCUUUCGACGUUACGCACUGGGAGCUCGAGUUCCAAUUCUCCCAGUCUUUUUUGCAAGCCAAAAGCUCACCCGCAUCGAGAUGACCGUGUCGCCGUCACCAUCACCCACCGAAUCCACCGUUACGACCAAACAAUCCGACCUGUUAUUGCGAGUCGAAGGAGUAGUUCAACAGCACGUAUCUGCGCCGCACCAGAUAAGACACUUGGUCGUGACAUUCACGUGUACUUCGAUCGAAGGCGACGGCGAGGCUGCCAUGCCUCUACUCCCAUUCCGCGCGGCAGACGAGCUCGUUACGACACUGCGAAAUGCUCAAGAUCCUCUGAUCUCCAACACCUCGUUUGACAAUCCAAUUGCCCUUCUCAGUGCUCGCACCUCUGUGUUGCGAACUGCUUACGAGGCCACUCCAUCGACGCAGGAUGGCUACUUUGCCGUUACAAUUCCAGUUCGGUACACGCAGCUUGCACGCCUGUCCACCUCAGCAGGCGCACAAUGCACGCGACAUGUGUCGAUCGAUAUCGUCGCACGGGACGCUGAUGACGUGACCUGGGACGUUGGGUUGCGCUCGGCCUUUUUACUGAAAUUUGAGUUGUGAACGAGACCGCGUUUCAACAUUUGCCUGGCUAAACAUCUCAGAUACUUGUACAAUAAUAC